Messenger RNA from Archocentrus centrarchus (flier cichlid), 8457 nucleotides. Its product is annotated as collagen alpha-1(I) chain. The transcript is spliced from 68 exons. Gene Ontology annotation, molecular function: extracellular matrix structural constituent conferring tensile strength. The coding region runs from base 205 to 5664 and encodes 1819 amino acids. Gene Ontology annotation, biological process: extracellular matrix organization. The record is from RefSeq and is a predicted model, not a curated record. NCBI's taxonomy places the organism in Eukaryota, Metazoa, Chordata, Actinopteri, Cichliformes, Cichlidae.
GAUGAGGAGAGGUGAGGAGGAUGAAGAGUUAGUUACUCUGCACUCCACUCCUAUUAAAACGGUAGACUUACAGUAUAGAAAAAGUGCCGUGCAGCCAUGGCUCCCACUUUAACUUCUCUUUAACGGGAUCAGAUCAGACUUUCAGUACUUUUCGAGUUUGCAUUUGAUUAAUGUCUGAACUAUAAAGGCGGCUGCAGCAGGAAGAUGUUGCUCUGCUUGUUAAAGUGGACCGUUUGCGUCCUCCGGCUCCUAACGACGAGCACCGCCUCACCUGACGAUGCAUCGGUCGACUUUGGGGGCGAGUCCGGUUCCGGGAUGCUGCAAACAGAUGAAGUGGACAUCCUGCAGGAGCUUUCUCUUCGUAUCUCAAAGAGCAGUAAUGCCUCCAUGACUGUGGGUGAGGGCAGGUGUCCAGUCUUACAGGUGGGACAGUACUCCACCUUGGCCCUCCCUCUGAGACAGAUCUUCACUGAUGGGUUUGAAGAUGAGUUCAGUUUGCUGGUGCAGCUGCGAAGUCCUCAGAGAGAAGAACGAAGUGUCUUUACUAUGCUCAGCCCUGACAGUCAUGUUAUGCUCCAGCUGCGGAUCAGUGCUCACGCUCUCAUCUUCAUAGGAACACAGCAGAGACACUAUGAGUUCCCAGUCAGUGGUUUGUCUGAUGGAAAGUGGCACCAUGUGGCUAUUAGUGUGGCUGCCAAACGGCUUGCACUGUAUGUGGACUGCUCGCUGCUGGAGAGCGUGGACUGGGUGUACUACGGCAUGGGGAUCAGCACCGAUGGGCUGCUCAUGGUUGGAGGCAUCAUUGAGAGCUUUGAGACACCAUUUGAAGGUCAUCUUCGACAGCUGGCCUUUCUGAUGGGUGAUCCAGAUGCUGCACAGCAGCACUGCAGCCACCACCCACCCCACUGCAGUAACACCACCCCCAACAAGCCUCCCCGCUCGCCACGCACCAACAACGCACUGCAGAAUAUAUUGCUGUCCUCAAAUGACCUGGAGGACCUGCUGGGGGAUCCAAAGGACGAGUCCUUACUGAGCUUUGGCCGAACUAAUGCAUUCCUACGACAAGGAAGUUCACGAGGGGACGGGACGGUCCCUUCCAGACCCAAUCGGAAAGGUUCAGUAGGUCGUGGGGGUGUUCUUUUGGUGGAUGAGGACACUGACUUGUUGGAUACAGUCUUCCAAAAUGGCAGACAAGUGAACCCUCAAUGGAAACCUUCCAGAAGUGGACCUAAGGGAAGUCAGAAAGGGAAACCUGAACUAUCAUCUAAAAAUUUGGAGGACAACAUUACCACAGAGAAGAAGAAAGAUUCUAGUGGAAGGACUUCAUCGCUGUUUCCUGGAAAACCUUCAGAUGAUAUAAUUGACUUGGACAUUGGAGGUUCCCAUAAGAAGCCCUCACUAGGUUUCCCUGUACCUCCUAAGAUCCCGUCAGAUCCAAGAUCCUCCACAGACUCCAACAGAGAGACUGGGACUGUUUCACCUUCACCUGAUGUCAAAGGGGGCUCCCUCACCACACAGAGUUCUACACAGUUUGAUCGUAGAGGUGUGCACAAAGGUAGACUACCAGAAAAAGGCCGUCCUGCAACUGUAGCCAUUGGAUCUCGAGAUGGAAACCUGGUCCUGGGCUCAGAUGGCAAAAUGUACCGGCUUCAGAGAGGACCACCUGGCCGAAUGGGUCCCCCUGGGCUGGAAGGUUGUUCUGGUGAGCCUGGCCUUCCUGGGUUUAAAGGUGAUAAGGGUAAGAUGGGCCCUGAAGGGAGACAAGGAAAAAAGGGGGAGAGGGGACCUCCUGGACCGCCGGGUUUGCCAACCCUCUACCUGUGGAGGAAUACUGCUGAGGAAUGGGCUGCAUUCCAGCAAACCAAUUUCUACCAGUUACUUGCCGCAGGUUGGCCUAGUAAAGAAGGCCCCGCAGGACCACCUGGAGAGAUGGGCAAGCCUGGCAGACAGGGGCCACCUGGUGAACCUGGGGAGCGAGGACAACCAGGGAUGCCUGGAGAGAUGGGUGAUCGAGGUCCUUGGGGCCCUCCAGGACGACCCGGGACCCCAGGGAGAGAUGGGGAAAAUGGGGAAGAUGGUCAGCCUGGGUCACCUGGUGUUCCUGGAUUACAGGGCCUGUGGGGGUACAGGGGAGAGCGAGGACCUAAAGGUGAAAAAGGUGAUGAGGGUCUCACUGGCACCACGGGUCCAAGAGGUGAAAUUGGUGAACCUGGUGAGAAGGGUGCAACUGGAUUACCUGGUCCACAAGGCCCUGUUGGACCCCGAGGGCCUCAGGGAAUCCGAGGUGGCACUGGGCCAGAGGGACCCCCUGGGCCUGAUGGGGAGGUUGGACUGGAUGGCUUUCCAGGUCUGCCAGGACAGCCAGGUUCACCAGGUGCUACAGGACGAGUUGGCGCUCAAGGAGUUAAUGGCUCAAGGGGGGACGUAGGACCUGCUGGCAGUGUUGGCCCAAAAGGCCCACAGGGGGCUCCAGGUUUUGAGGGACAGAUGGGACCUCCAGGACUCAGAGGACCCCAAGGGCAUCCAGGAUCGACGGGUGCUCCUGGGCCCAAAGGAGAUCCUGGGCCUGUGGGGCCUAUGGGUGCCAGGGGGGAUCCUGGCUCAGAGGGGGCCAUGGGUGCACCAGGGAGAAAGGGUGAUGUGGGUUUUCCUGGAGGAACGGGUAACAGAGGACCAGAUGGGGAAAAGGGGGAUCCAGGAGCUAAAGGCGACAGAGGUAUUCAGGGGGCAGCAGGCAUUAUGGGUCCUCAGGGAGAGAGGGGCCCCAUCGGAAUCCCAGGUUUCCCAGGAGCCAAAGGCCAGCCUGGCCCUAAAGGCUCUGAGGGCAUUGAUGGUGAAACUGGCCCUCCGGGAAAACAAGGCAGCUCUGGGUUAAAGGGAAACAGAGGACCAGAUGGACGCAGUGGCAAACCAGGUCUGAGGGGGAACAAGGGUUUGAGUGGACAAAGAGGUCACCCUGGCCUACCAGGCCCACCGGGUUUGCUGGGGCCACCUGGACCAGAGGGAGCAGAAGGAAAGCCUGGUACACAGGGUCCCUCGGGUGCAGCUGGUGUUGCUGGUAGUAAAGGGCUGAUGGGCUUUCAAGGAGUUGUUGGAGUGAGAGGAGCAGAUGGUCCUCUGGGUUCUCCGGGGCCACCGGGGAAGACAGGGCCUCCAGGCUCACCAGGACCCCCAGGAGACAGGGGUUUUACUGGGAAGCCAGGCUUGGAGGGACCUCAGGGCCCUGUAGGCAUGUAUGGUAUCCCAGGAAAUGUGGGGAUGCGUGGGCCUCCAGGGUUCACAGGAGCAAGGGGGGAGCCAGGUUUACGAGGGUUACCCGGUCCUGUUGGGAAGCCAGGCCCUCCAGGUUUACAAGGUCCUCAUGGAGAGAAGGGACCCCGGGGGCCUCAGGGCCGUCCAGGAGAUGAAGGGCUCAAAGGGAUCCAGGGACCACCAGGUCCUCCAGGUCUUCCAGGUCCUGAUGGGGCAAUUGGAAAACCUGGGCCCAAGGGAAGCAAAGGGCCCCCAGGAGCUCCAGGACCACAGGGACAGGCAGGAAUCCCAGGCCCACAGGGCGCUGAUGGAUCAUUAGGGGCAGCAGGGGAAAGAGGAACCAAGGGUUUACCUGGAUUACCUGGAGAAGCAGGCCCCACAGGACGAGAUGGACAACAGGGUCCUCCUGGCCAUACAGGAAUUGAGGGCCCACCUGGAAGAAAAGGAGACCAGGGGGACCUAGGUCCUUGUGGGACACCUGGUCCUAAAGGGCCACCAGGAGAGAGGGGACCACAGGGUGCACAAAGCCUACAGGGACCACCUGGACCAGUUGGUAAAGAGGGGGAUGUCGGGCUUCCUGGUGAGCCUGGAGAUCCUGGACCCAAGGGGGAGAAGGGUGAUUUGGGACCUAUUGGUUUGUCUGGUCGAGAGGGCCCCUGGGGACCCCUUGGAGAAAAUGGUGACAGGGGUCCAAAGGGGGAAAAGGGUCACAUGGGACUGAUGGGUGAACCGGGACUGAUGGGUGAAGUAGGCCCUGUGGGUCUGCGUGGGUUACUGGGAAUGACAGGUCCUCCGGGACCUCCGGGACCCGAUGGACCUCAGGGAGAGAAGGGUGAGCGUGGGCCCGUGGGAAUUAUUGGACCUCCAGGUUCAGGAGGUCCUCAGGGAAUAAUGGGGCCACGUGGUGUCAGAGGAGACCCUGGGAGGCUCGGACCACCUGGUCCAGUAGGACAAGCUGGGUUCAAGGGAGACCAGGGAGCUAAAGGAGAACCUGGGGAACAGGGACUGAAAGGAGAGCCAGGACCUCCAGGCCCACCAGGAGAGCCGGGCGAUGAUGGUCUUCCGGGAAUCCAAGGUCCUGCAGCUCUGCCAGGGUUAGAGGGGCCUCCUGGAGAGGUGGGACCUCAGGGUCUCCCAGGUCCCAUAGGUGCUCCUGGAGUUCAAGGUAGACUGGGACCUGAAGGGAAACAAGGGAUGAAAGGAGAGAAGGGAGAAGAAGGCAAGACUGGUUCACCGGGGAAGAGGGGUCACGCUGGAAGAAGGGGAAAAAGGGGAAAAGCUGGAGUCAGAGGGCCCAGGGGAGAGAGAGGACCCAAGGGUGAAAAGGGAGACACAGGACUGGUAGGCCUCCCUGGAUGGUCAGGACUCAUUGGAAUCCCUGGUUUACGUGGAGAACCAGGUGAUCAAGGUCAAAAAGGCGAAAAGGGUGACAAAGGAGACAUGGGACUACCUGGCCUACCUGGAGUUGAUGGUUUGAAGGGUAUCCGUGGUCCUGUUGGAUUGCCUGGUCCAGUGGGCUCAAAGGGGGAACAGGGAAACAUUGGUCUGCCAGGGCCCAGGGGUAUGUCAGGGAUGCCUGGAUUGCCCGGUUUGUUUGGAUUAAAGGGUUUGAAAGGCUACCAAGGUCUGCCUGGACCGCCUGGCAGGACGGGGCUUCCAGGUCCACCUGGCAUUCCCGGGCCUCCAGGAAAGUCACUGAACAUGACCUUGUCUCAGCUCAAGGACCUGAUGUAUAUGUCAGAUAAGCCCAACUAUCUUCUGAUCCAGUCGCUGCUGGAUACUCUUCAGCAGGAACUUCGGCUGCUUUUGGAUCCUCCUGAUGGCAGCAAGGAGCAUCCAGCCACUACCUGUCUGGAGCUCUGGCUCUGUCACCCUGAAUACAGCAGUGGAAUGUAUUACAUUGACCCCAACCAGGGCAGUCCUGCUGAUGCCCUGCUGGCUUACUGCAGCUUCUCUUCAACAUCAAAACAGACCUGCCUUCAUCCUCAAGACUCUCAGCUGCCCGUCAAAGCUUGGAUGGAAGAAUUUUCUGAAGAUGGAUCUUUUCAGUGGCUCAGCAAGCUGGAUCAAGGAUUUCAGUUUUAUUAUCCAGGUGCUAAUGUGGUCCAGAUGCGCUUCAUGAGAUUGCACAGUAGCACUGCUGUACAGAAGGUUACCUACUCCUGCCAUCCAGGACACAGACUGGGCCCGGCCAGCCGAGAGGCCAAAUUCCUCACUGACUCAAAGACACAAAGUUACCUCGGAGUACUUCAAGAUUGUGUGCCUGGAGAGGAGGUAGUUUCGGGUCCUCGGGAGUCUGUGUUGGAGUUUGAGGACCUCCAGCUCCUUCCUCUGAGAGACGUGGCACUAAUGGGAGGAGGAAACAUGACAUACCAGUUUGGUGUCACUGUUGGACCCGUGUGUUUCAGCUAGAGGUGGGAGAAAGCUGUGCCAUCCCAGAAGACUCUCAGGUCCAGGACACAAACUCUGUUUAAAGCACGGACAGGUGGAACCUAUCUUCCAGUCUGUGGAGUUUUUGCUUCUUUGUCCUCCUUGAGUUGGAGGAUUUUAUCUCUCAAGUUCAGUGACUGUGUAUGACUGAAUUUUAGAGGCCAAAAGUGCUCCCAGGCUUUUUUGCAGAGAAGGCAAUUUCGUUUACAGAGACAUUAAAUAAUUUAAAAGUGUAUUUUUUAUUUUUUUUUUUUUAUCCUUUACAUACAGUGUUUUGUUUUUGUUAUGCAGUCAUGCAGGGAUUGUGUUAUAGCUUGCUCACUGUCUAUAUUAAAAAGUCAGACUGUCAUAGCCGAUGUCUUAACAAUGUGUUCUUUACAGGGAUAUGGCUUCUGUUGUCCUAUAGGCCUUUAAACUCCCACUGUAAAUCCACUACUCUAGUACUGUAAAUGAACCCAGGUGCCUUUUUUUUUUCUCAAGGUGCUAAUUUUAUUCAAAAGACCAACAUUUAUUUAAUGCUACAACCAAUAGAACGGGACAGUUAUAUCCUUUGCGUACUUGAUUCUGUCUGUUGUCGACAAGACCAACUGUCUUCAUCUGUUGAAAUACAAAGCAUUGUUUAUUGUUUUCAGUGUUUCAUAUUAUUAUGGGGUUUUUCUUUUGUUGUUUUUUUUAAUUUGUCUCAGGUAUGACUCCACACGUUGGCACUGAAUCUGCUGUUGCCACAACUGUCGGUCAGUUUUGUAGUUUGGCUUUUAAGAAAUAUUGACUGAAAACGACCACAAUCCAACAAGCAUUUGUAAAUGGUAAAUGAAAGUAAUAUAUGAUUGUGCAAUCCUCAUCCAGCAAACCUCUCAGCUGCGUAGGGGAAAAAUCCCUGCUUAGAGCAGCUUAGUAGUGCGACCUGGCCAGCCAGACAGCCAAUGAAAUUCAUCCCUUUAGUGAUUUUGGUGACUUUUCUGACUGUGGUGGUAACACUGUGUGGAUUGUGACUGAUCGACAGUUGUUACAAGUGACUGUUAAUCUGUUUGCAUCAUUAGUAAACCAGGAUAAUUUAAAGAACGGACAAAGUUUUAAGUUAAAAAUUUCUAGAAAAUAAUGAAAGUUAGAUAAAUGGAAUCUGUCUUUUGCAUGCUAAUCGAGAGGUUUUAAAUUUUAGGAAACAAAAUCUUAAAAAUCUUGAACAGAUGUGUUCUUCUCCACAGCUGUUGCAAACAAAUAGACUGCUAACUUCUGAUUAAUUCACGGUUGCUGCAAACCACAGUACCCACGUCUCCUGGGCAAUUCUACAGUCUUUUUCCUCAAGUUUUUUUUUUUCAUGUUUAAGUCUUUAAUAGAAGUUAACAGUAGCAGCGAGAAAUAAACUUUCGGCUGCUCCCUUUAGUGGAUCAUCUGCCUCCUUCUCACCCUAUCUCUAGCAUCCUCCUCUGUCACACCAACCCUCUGUAUGUCCUUAUCCAUGAAUCUUCUCUAUUCUCUGUGCUGUUUGCAUGGACUGCAUGCAACCAAAGCCAGCAAAGACGUGAUUGGUCAAUAGAGCCACAAACAGAAACCAGAGCUUCUGGUACCAAUACCUUGGUAUAUUCUACAUAUUCAAAUAGAGAUUAACAGCUGUAUUAAAGUUAAGCUGUUAGGCUCCAUUUUUCAUUUAAAUUCUUGAACUAUACUAGAGUAGCAUUGCAUGAUUCACAGUUUAAAAUAGUACUUAUUUAUCUGACACUGAGCCUUGGUGCAGCCUAUCAAUUCAUCUACUCUCUGAAACAAACUGUUUUAGUACCUCUCCCGUUAAGCCACCUUUGUUCUGACUGGCUGCCCCUCACAAACAGGAAGUUCUGACAGCAGGUGGGUGGGCCUUCAGUGCUCACAGCCAGAGGUUUGAACCAGAGAUGACCAUAUAAAGAUUUUUGCACUGCUUGACAUCAUACAGAUCUAUGAGUAGUCUCUCUCAUGUGCACUUUAAAAAAAAAAAAAAAAAAUCAUAUUUGAUUUUUAAAAAUUGCAUGAAAACUAGGUCUGGAAAUAUGCUGAUUAUCCAGCUUACUGUUUUCCUCCAUUCCCUUUAAGGUCUUUGACUGAGAAUGCACCCUGUUUCAACUAAAUGUUUCCUAUCCUCUUGCCACAUGGGUUUAGGCCUACAUCAGAUUUUGUGUCCCUUUUAACAAGGGGAAUGUGACAUUCAAAAGUAUGAGUGUUACACAAACCUAAAAGUGAGAUUGAACACAUACAACCAGGAAGAACCAGGAUGUAACUGUAGAUUAAUUGCAAGAGUAGCACUCUGGCGCUGUACAGCCACUUAGCUUUGAGCAUUUCUGUCUACCUGCAUUUCUUCCUUAUUCAAUCUGCAAAGUGCUUGGGUCCAGUGAAACGAGGCGAACCUUGUAGCUGCUCAGCAGAAUUGGUGUUUGUGUCCCAGAGCCAGUCAGCAGUGAGUGAUGAGCACUGAGCUGUAAAGUGUGCAUGGAGAGUAAGAUCUCAGGGAGUUAAUGGUGAGAGCCAAAACAACAUCCCUGCAGCUGGAAAACAUAUUUCCUUCAAAAUCAUCCUCAUACCAAAUUCUGCAAAGAGCCAGAGGCCAACCAGAUGAAUUAGGGCUAAACAUCUUAAUCACAGGUGUUUAACUCUGGCUUUGUGUUUAAUGUUCAAUAUUUUAGUAUUUAGAUUUUAUGGUAGCAUUUUAUAUGAUUGCCUUAGCUGGCUGAGACUGAUCAUUGUUACUUUACUUGUUCUGUACAAAUUAUCACUUUUAAAAAUAUGAAACAACAUGCUGGGCAUCUA